Messenger RNA from Boeremia exigua, 3639 nucleotides. Its product is annotated as DNA-directed RNA polymerase I polypeptide 2. Gene Ontology annotation, molecular function: DNA binding; ribonucleoside binding; DNA-directed RNA polymerase activity. The record is from RefSeq and is a predicted model, not a curated record. Gene Ontology annotation, cellular component: RNA polymerase I complex; nucleus. Gene Ontology annotation, biological process: DNA-templated transcription. Bases 1 to 3639 code for a protein of 1212 amino acids. Lineage: Eukaryota; Fungi; Ascomycota; Dothideomycetes; Pleosporales; Didymellaceae. The transcript is spliced from 2 exons.
AUGGCUCCUGCUGCCGCGAAAAAGCAGCCACAGUGGUCGACCGACUUCGACACCAAGCGCCGCCAGCACCUGUUCCAGAAUCCGCCCAAGGACAAGACGGCCUAUCCGACGCUUGCUGCCGCCGUCGACCCCCACAUCAACUCGUUCAACACCAUCUUUGCGCCCGGCGGCCAGAUUGAGGAGGGCAUCAAGGACAUUGGCAUCAAGAGCUUCACCGACGGCGACCCAUACGCCCAGCCCGAGGAGAUUGGCCGCCGCAACCGCCUCUCGGUGCGCGUGCAGGAUGUCUUCCUCGACAAGGCCGUGCUGCCGCCCUCCAACAAGGUCGCCCUGAAGAACCGCAACAUCCUGCCUGCAGAAUGCCGGGAGCGCCACGCCACCUACCGCGGCAAGCUGCGCGCUCGCCUGGAGUACAGAGUGAACAACGAGGAUUGGCAGGAGGAGGUCUGCGAUCUCGGGCAUGUGCCCAUCAUGCUGAGGUCCAACCGGUGUCACCUCGAGAACAUGAGCCCGGACCAGCUCGUCAAGGCCAAGGAGGAGACAGAGGAGCUGGGAGGCUACUUCAUCGUCAACGGCAUUGAGAAGAUCAUCCGCAUGCUGCAAGUAAACAGGCGCAACUAUCCCAUGGCCAUCAAGCGAGGCGCCUUCACCAACCGUGGCCCUGGCUACACACAAUACGGCAUUCAGCUUCGCUCGAUACGCACCGAUCAGUCCUCGCAAACGAACGCGCUACACUACCUCAGCGACGGAAACGUCAACUUUCGCUUCUCUUGGCGGAAAGCUGAGUACCUGGUACCUGUCAUGAUGGUCAUGAAGGCGUUGGUGGAAACGAACGACCGGGACAUUUUUGAGGGCAUCGUUGGCGCAGCUGGCUCGAAGGGGCUGGCGGAGAAGCAGUUUGUCACGGAUAGAGUGGAGCUGCUGCUCCGCACAUACAAGGUCUACGGGCUACACUCGCAGGCCAAGACCAGAGCAUACCUGGGAUCCAAGUUCAAGGUCGUACUGCAGCUUCCAGAUGACGCCAGCGACGAUGAGGCUGGUGUCGAAUUUCUGCGAAAAAUCGUGCUGCCCCACCUUGGAGCCUACAACGUCACUCCGGCGCAGAACGCCGACAAGUUUCAGAUGCUCCUCUUCAUGGUCCGCAAACUCUACUCCUUGGUAGAAGGCGAAUGUUCAGUCGACAACCCUGAUACCGUCCAGAACCAGGAAGUCCUGCUCGGAGGUCAGCUCUAUGGAAUGGUCAUCAAGGAGAGAUUAGACGAAUGGCUGAACUCAUUCCGACCUGUCCUGCAGGACUGGGGUCGCCGAAGCGAGUGGAAGUCGUUCACGUCGCCCGAGUUCAAGAAGGAAUUUGUACCAAGAGUUCUGAAGCGCACAACCAUGGAUGUUGGGCGCGCCAUGGAGUACUUCCUCUCCACUGGUAAUCUUGUCAGUCCUACUGGUCUUGACCUGCAGCAGACGGCCGGUUUCGUCGUUGUGGCUGAGAAGAUCAACUUCUACCGUUUCAUCAGUCAUUUCAGGAUGGUGCACAGAGGUGCUUUCUUCGCCCAACUCAAAACCACUACUGUACGAAAGCUGCUGCCGGAAAGUUGGGGCUUCAUGUGUCCCGUCCACACGCCUGACGGUUCUCCAUGUGGACUGCUAAACCACUUUGCACACAAGUGUAAAUUGGCUACACAGAACGUUGAUGUCUCAGCCAUUCCCAAGCUUGUGGCGCAACUAGGCGUAUCAAGCAAAUCCUCCGCAUCACUCGAGUCAAGCGUUGUUGUACAGCUUGACGGUCGCGUCUUGGGUUUCUGCUCACCAAAGCAAGCCAAGGCCAUCGCAGACACACUGCGAUACUGGAAGGUUGAGGGCACGCACGAUGUCCCGUUGGAGCUUGAGAUUGGCUACGUUCCCACCUCCAACAGCGGCCAGUACCCAGGUAUUUACAUGUUCUCACAGGUGGCACGGAUGUACCGACCUGUCAAGUAUCUGCCUCUGGGCAAGCUAGACUACGUUGGAUCCUUCGAGCAGCCAUACAUGUCGAUCGCCUGCACAGAUCCCGAGAUUGUGUCUGGCGACUCCACUCAUGUCGAGUUCGAUCCAACCAACAUCUUCUCAAUUAUCGCUAACAUGACGCCGUUCUCCGAUUUCAACCAGUCGCCGAGAAACAUGUACCAAACACAGAUGGGUAAGCAGUCGAUGGGUACUCCUGGAACCGCCUUGCGGUACCGCACAGACAAUAAGACCUACCGCCUCCAGACAGGUCAGACGCCUAUCGUGCGACCACCUCUCCACAACGAGUACGGGUUUGAUAAUUUCCCGAACGGCACCAACGCCGUUGUGGCAGUCAUCUCCUACACUGGUUACGACAUGGACGACGCUAUGAUUCUGAACAAGUCUUCCCACGAGCGCGGUUUCGGCCACGGUACUAUCUACAAGACCAAAAUCUGUGAUCUUGAAGAGGGUGGACGCCGGAACAGGUCUGGAAAGACCGUGUCCAAGCUCUUUGGUUUUGCUCCGGAGGGGCUUAAGAAGGCGUCCUACCUGGACACACUAGACGAAGAUGGUUUCCCACGUGUUGGAACGCUUCUGCGUCACGGCGACGUUAUCGCAGCAUGGCAUACAGUUUCGUACGACCCUGCCACCGAUGACUACAUCAACCGCGACGCGAACACCCAGUUCUUCAAGUACAAGGAGGAUGAACUUGCUUUCGUCGAGGAGGUGCGCAUCAUCGGCUCUGAAGACGGCACGCAGCCUUGCCAGAAGAUUAGCGUCAAGCUCCGUGUUCCCCGUUCACCCAUCAUCGGUGACAAGUUCUCAUCCCGUCACGGACAGAAGGGUGUCUGCUCGCAGAAAUGGCCCUCAAUCGACAUGCCCUUCUCUGAAUCUGGUAUCCAGCCCGACGUCAUCAUCAACCCUCACGCCUUCCCGUCGCGAAUGACAAUCGGUAUGUUCGUUGAAUCCCUCGCCGGCAAGGCAGGUGCCAUGCACGGCAUCGCGCAGGACUCGACACCCUUCCGCUUCGACGAGCAGAACACGGCCGUCGACUUCUUCGGCCACCAGCUCAUGAAGGCCGGCUACAACUACUACGGCAACGAGCCUAUGUACUCGGGCAUCACUGGUCAGGAACUCGCCGCCGACAUCUACAUCGGCGUCGUCUACUACCAGCGUCUGCGUCACAUGGUCAACGAUAAGUACCAAGUCCGUACCACGGGUCCCAUCAACUCCAUUACCGGCCAGCCCAUCAAGGGUAGGAAGAAGGGUGGAGGUAUCCGUGUUGGUGAGAUGGAGCGCGACGCGCUGAUUGCCCACGGAACCGCUUUCCUCCUGCAGGAUCGUCUGAUGAACUGCUCCGACUACACCAAGGCCGCCGUGUGCCGCACCUGCGGCAGUUUCCUGUCGACUGCACCCACGGUUAGCGAGUACUCGCGCAAGAAGGAUGCGGGAGGCAGGAACUUGACCAUUCGCUGCAGGAGGUGUGCAAAGGUCGCAGAUGGACUUGAGAGCAAGGGUGAUACCUGGACGGAUGGGCAGGGCAUUCGCUUCAGCGGUGGCGACGAUGUUGCGACGGUUGCUGUGCCUGGUGUGUUGAAGUACCUUGACGUCGAGCUGGCAAGUAUGGGCGUCAGGCUCAAGUUUAACGUCUCGCCUUAG